CUUUCCUCCCCAGGCCCGCCCGCUAAGAUGAUCACCUACAGCUGCAUUGCUAACGGCCGAGUGGUCCUAGCGGAGCUGGCCCUCACCGGUGGCUCCUAUCAGGAAGCAGCAGCAACAGUGCUUCGACUAGUGCUUCUUAGAGCUGAACCAAAGACCAUAACUCAAAUGGGAAGCUAUGUCUACCAUACUCUCUUUAUUGAUGGAAUCACUUACUUAUGUGCUACAGACAAUGCCUUUGAUUCUGUGGCACCAUCAGCAUUUCUUAAAAAAGUUAGUGAUACUUUUGUGAAAAACUCUUGA
Molecule: messenger RNA, 300 nt
Organism: Choloepus didactylus (southern two-toed sloth)
Lineage: Eukaryota; Metazoa; Chordata; Mammalia; Pilosa; Megalonychidae
Product: vesicle-associated membrane protein 714-like
Exons: 4
Coding region: 28-300 (90 amino acids)
Biological process (GO): vesicle fusion; exocytosis
Cellular component (GO): SNARE complex
Molecular function (GO): SNAP receptor activity; SNARE binding
Source: RefSeq, a predicted model, not a curated record